Zasmidium cellare ATCC 36951 is the source of this 378-nucleotide messenger RNA. RefSeq lists its product as uncharacterized. Bases 1 to 378 code for a protein of 125 amino acids. The transcript is spliced from 5 exons. NCBI's taxonomy places the organism in Eukaryota, Fungi, Ascomycota, Dothideomycetes, Mycosphaerellales, Mycosphaerellaceae. The record is from RefSeq and is a predicted model, not a curated record.
AUGAGAUAUACCGUGACGUCGAAAGUUGCGAAGACGGAGAACGGGCAAUCCACAGCUCCCACAGAGUCGCCAGCCAAGAUCAAGCUCACUGCAGCCGCAACAAUCCUCUUUGCUGCCUCGGCCUUCGCUAGGAUCCACACUUGGUGCCAGUGCUAUGUUGACGAUGCAUUGAACGGCGGCCUUUCCACAACUGCUUGCAACGACUGGUCGGGCAUUUGGCCAAACUCGCAUUGGGAUAGCAAUGCCGGUGCUUGUGCCGACACUCAUACCCACGGUGGCAUUGAUGGCGAUGGAUGGGAGUCCACUUGCCAGAAGGUCGGCGUCAAGGCGCCAUACAAUUUGGAUAUCGGGGCGAUCAGAGGCCACUGCUGGUCGUAA